AUGGGAUCUGGCUUUUCAACUUACCGGCCCAAGGCAAUUUAUUUGGAUAUUGAUGGAAGAAUUCAAAAGGUGGUCUUUAGCAAAUACUGCAGUUCCAGUGACAUUAUGGACCUAGUCUGCAUUGCAACUGGUUUACCACGGAAUACAACAGUCUCACUUUUGACCAUAGAUGAUGCUAUGGUCUCUAUUGAUCCAACAAUGCCAACAAAUUCAGAAAGCACUCCAUACAAAGUGAGACCUGUGGCCAUCAAACAGUUCUCAGAGAAAGAGGAAUUAUUCCAAAGUGUGUUGUCACAGGUUGCUGAGCAGUUCUCAAGGGCUUUCAAAAUCAAUGAACUGAAAACAGAAGUUACUAAUCAUUUGGCAAUGUUGGAGAAACGAUUUGAAUUAGUAGGGCUAGGCAUAAUUUCAAUAAAACUUGUGAAUGCAAAUCUGAAGAAAUAAUGUUAAGAGAAAUCUUUUCCUAUUUUUAGGACAACCUGUCCCUGUAAGUAUAGUUUUUUGGAUAACAAUAGAAAGUUGAUGCCACAGAGAGAUGUCCCAGCCUACCCAAAGUACAUGCUUUCUCAAGAGACCAUAGAAGCUCUUAGGAAACCAACAUUUGACGUCUGGCUUUGGGAGCCCAAUGAGAUGCUAAGCUGUUUAGAACACAUGUACCAUGAUCUUGGCCUAGUGAAAGAUUUUAAUAUCAACCCUAUCACACUGAAGAGGUGGCUGCUCUGCAUCCAUGAUAACUAUAGAAACAACCCCUUCCACAACUUCCGACACUGCUUCUGUGUGACUCAGAUGAUGUAUUGCAUGAUAUUUCUCUGCUUUCUCCAGGAAAAGUUUUCUCAAAUGGAUAUCUUAGUUCUAAUGACUGCAGCUGUCUGUCAUGAUCUGGAUCACCCAGGAUACAAUAAUACGUAUGUUCACAAUUCUUUAGAACACUGUCUCCUGCAUUUGCCUCAGAGUGACAGAGAAAAAUCUGAAGGACUUCCAGUGGCACCUUUCAUGGAUCGAGAUAAAGUGACCAAACCUACAGCCCAAAUUGGUUUCAUCAAAUUUGUUCUGAUUCCAAUGUUUGAAACAGUUACCAAGCUUUUUCCUAUGAUUGAAGAAGUGAUGCUUCAGCCUCUUUGGAAAUCUAGAAAUCGUUAUGAGGAAUUAAAACAAAUAGAUGAUGCCAAGAAAAAGGCCCUUUGUGAGGAAAACUAGAAGACUGUUAAACUCAGUUAUGGACUUGUCUGCUAAGUUUCUUGGCAUUCUUCAGCACAGAACAAAGACGAUCCUUCCUGAAGUCUUGCAAAACUUUAUUUUCUAAGAACUGUAUUAUCAGUGAUGGAAAAAGGGAAGAAGGAAGGGAGAUGUUGGAGAAGAGAAGAAUGGAUUCAUCAUAGUCUAUAGAAUUUUAUUUUUAAACUGUCUUUUAAAUAACAUAUUCUUAUAAAGAAACAGGUACUGUUCUUACAUUGUACAUUUGUGUGUAAAAUAGAUACUUUUGCUCCAAAAUAAAUACUUGUUGAAUAAACAUUUAAUUGA
This is a messenger RNA of Gracilinanus agilis (Agile Gracile Mouse Opossum), 1521 nucleotides long. It is a transcript of the gene PDE9A, whose product is annotated as phosphodiesterase 9A. Gene Ontology annotation, biological process: cGMP catabolic process. Gene Ontology annotation, molecular function: 3',5'-cyclic-GMP phosphodiesterase activity. The record is from RefSeq and is a predicted model, not a curated record. Lineage: Eukaryota; Metazoa; Chordata; Mammalia; Didelphimorphia; Didelphidae. The transcript is spliced from 15 exons.